CGCAAUCCGAAUAAUCUUCCAGUUUAUUCGAAUCAAUUCGACUGGGAAAAGAGACGUGGUCUUCUCCAAAGGUAGGGGAAAUUCAUAUAAAAAGCAGCAAAGAUGCUUUCUUCACUGGCGGUGACAUUUAUUGUCGCCGUCGCUCUCGUCGGAGGUCACGAUUUUACGAAGUACGACAGAAAUAUUGUAUGGACUGGUGGGCCUUUCGAGUGGCCUUGCCCGACCACGAAGAGCAUGUUCAAGAACAGUGGUCGUUACAUUUCGAAGAAUGUCCUCGCCACUAGAGCUGUGAUUUACAAAGACGAUGCUAUCCUGGCUUUACCUAGGUUUAAAGUUGGCGUACCAGUAACUUUAGCCAAGGUAUCUUUGAAAGAUAAAAACUGCCAGGCCAAUCUUUUCCCUUACCCUUGCUGGUCGUUUCAAGAAGAGGGAACAUGCUCCGCCUUGCAAAAUGUUGUGGACCUUUAUUUGGAUCCUCAGGAUAUUCUGUGGGUGCUGGAUUCGGGUAUCGUAAACUCUCUCGAAGAACCCAUACGUAAAUGUCCGCCAAAGGUUGUCGCCCUGAACGUAAAAACCGGCAAGAUGAUGAAAAGCGUCGAUCUAUCCGACCUGACGAGUGCCUCAUCUCGGUUGCAAUACGUCGUCGCAGACUACAAUCCGGACGGCCGAGUCUUCAUCUAUGUGUCUGACGCAGCCACAAGAGCGAUUCUGGUGUACGAUGUGACUUCCAGUCGAGGAUAUCGCGUCGUUCUUCCACAAGCCAUAACCACGAAUUGCUCCCGCCGAGAUGUACUUUAUCUCGCCCUAAUACGUCGUCAAGAUGGUAGCACUUGCCUGAUCUUCACAUAUUUGGGCGGCAGCCGGCUGUUCUCCAUUCGAACGGACCAUCUUCGGAGCGGAUCUGCUCAUGGCAAGAUACACGAUCUCGGGCCAAAACCCAGGCGAAUGAUCAUCCUGGGCACAGACAAUGGCAUCGCGCUCUUUUUCCGAUACGAAGGCGAGGCCGAUGUCUACAGGUGGGAUAGCAUCACUCCGUUUGUGCCUGCCAGUUUCCAGCCCGUUUAUAAGAGCCACGAAUGCAACCUGGCCACACACGUGAUGGCUGAUUACAAGAGAGGACAAAUGCGCGUGUUGGAGAGCAAUUUUGCCGAUUACAUGCAGGGCACCGUUGGUUGUGGGGCCAAUCACGCGUUGAAUCUCAUACACACGCUUUUUGCGAUUAUUUUACCACCACUAUACGCCGAGAGGUGGGCGGGAAAGUUGGAAACCUUAGCGCAAUGGCCGUUACUUGAUUUCGCAUUGCCAUACGAUCGUGAUUUUCACGAUCAGUAUCGGCCAGAAAAUGUGGUGAUGACCGGCAUCGAAAUAGAUUGGGACAGAGUUUUUGUCAGCACACCCAGAUUGCGCGCGGGGGUGCCUGCUACCUUAAGUUUCUUCCCGAGGAACGUACCUCUAGAAAGUAGUCCGCAACUUCAGGCAUACCCUUCGUGGGAUUGGCAUGGUGCCGGAAAAGGCGAAAUUAACUGCACCAAGUUAAUUUCAGUAUAUAGAACCAGACUGGAUCGAUGCAACAGAUUGUGGGUCGUUGAUGCUGGCGUCAUGACGUCUAUUGAUGAUUUUAUGCCCGUUUGUCCACCGAAAGUCGUAGUCUUCGAUAUGAAAACCGACCAGGUGGUGCGUCACGUUACUUUUCCACGUGAGGUUUUAAGACCGAAUACUUUGUUGACUAAUAUCGUCAUCGAUGAAGUUGCAGCAAAAACAUGUAAUGAUGUAUUUCUUUAUAUGACUGAUACCGCCGGCCCAGGAAUCCUCGUUUUCGAUGGUGCUACUGAUAGAAGUUGGCGAUUACUGCACGCAUCGAUGUUCCCUCAUCCGGAUCAAGCAACGUAUAAAAUCGGAAGCGACACCUUCGAGUUCCUGGAUGGUGUGGUGGGCAUAACGUUUUCGCCAAAGCUUGGAACCGUGUAUUAUCAACCUCUGGCGACUGAUCGUAUCUUCAGCGUGCCUACGUCAGCAUUACAAGCCGGACCGCUGUCUUUGGGUGAACAGUUACCUGUGACCUUAGUUGGUAGAAAGUCGAGUCAAGGUCUAGCACUGGCAGUGGAUCCUCAAGAUGAUUCAAUCUUUUUCUCCCCCUUUACUGAGACUGCGAUCGCAUCGUGGCAACCGCAAACAAAUCAACAGAGGAUAAUCGUUUAUAGCCCAGAAGAAUUGCAAUUUACUGCUGAGAUCAGAUGGGCGGAACGCGACAACGGUAAUUUUUGGGUAAUGUCGUCGAGAUUCCAUAAGUUCUUCCUGAAACAAGUCGAUACUCGUCAAAAUAAUAUUCGCAUUAUGAGAAUUAAAAUGAACAAUCAGAUACUAGCUGCAACGCCUCUUGUUCAACAUAUUAAUCCAUAUUAUCCAUUAUAUUUCUAUAAUGAUACUUUAAUAUACUAAAAAAGAAUUUUGAUGCAAUAGUAAAUAAAGUUAUAAACA
This is a messenger RNA of Odontomachus brunneus, 2478 nucleotides long. RefSeq lists its product as uncharacterized. Lineage: Eukaryota; Metazoa; Arthropoda; Insecta; Hymenoptera; Formicidae. The transcript is spliced from 9 exons. The coding region runs from base 103 to 2439 and encodes 778 amino acids. Gene Ontology annotation, cellular component: extracellular region. The record is from RefSeq and is a predicted model, not a curated record.